AUGGCCAGUCAAGCCGAUCGUUUCGACGCCGAGAAGGCGCAAACGCAGCCAUCACCUCAGCCAACGACCCCUGUUUCCGGCUACCAUGCGUCCGACGACGACAGACCUGCUGACCUGUCCGUGACCGCCCGGUUCGCUGCACGGCUUCGAUUGUUCGAGCAUAUUCUGCUCAAGUACAACAUCGAGACUCGAGGGAUACAAAGAGUAGAAGAUCACGAGAAACAGCACCACUCGUGGUUUACCUACCUCCAAGUUUUUGUGCUGUGGACUUCGAUCAAUCUGGCUAUAAACAACGUGACGUUGGGCAUGCUAGGCCCGGCUGUGUACGAGCUGUCCUAUACAGACUCGUCACUUUGUGCUGCUCUGGGCGCUCUCUUGGGCUCCCUGCCUGUGGCCUGGAUCGCAACGUGGGGACCAGUUUCCGGCAUCCGGACAAUGGUCUGGGGAAGAUAUGCCAUGGGCUGGUAUCCCAGCAAGUUGAUUGUCAUUCUGAACAUCGUUGUCAUGCUCGGCUACUCUCUACUGGUGGCCAUCAUUGCUGGGCAGGUGCUCUCGGCCGUGUCCCCGAAUGGAUCGAUGUCUGUGGUCGUCGGUAUUGUUAUUGUCGCCGUCAUCACUUGGGCGGUUACGACGUUUGGGAUCGCCGUGUUUCAUUACUACGAACGCUUUGCCUGGUUGCCACAGCUCAUCGUUUUCUCCAUCUUGUACGGUGUGGCGGCCAAACAGUUCGACACGACGACACCCAGCGUGGGAGAUAGCCGUACUGUCACUGGCAACCGGCUAUCCUUUUUCUCGAUUUGCGUCUCUGCUGCCAUUACGUACUCUGGUCUCGGAAUGGAUUACUUCGUCUACUGGCCAACUACGACUUCACGACCAUUAAUCUUCACCAUGACAUUAUUGGGUCUAACACUUUCCUUCACUUUUGCCUUCGUGCUGGGGGCAGGAAUUGCCUCGGGCAUUUACAAGUCUGAAGCAUACAUGAACGCAUGGACCAAUUCACAGGGCGGUUCAGGGUCGGGGGCUUUACUGGUCGAAGCCUAUUCUCCAUUGGGCAAUUUUGGAAAAUUCUGUGCUGUCAUUGCUGCAUUGGGCGGUAUUGCGAACAUGAUCCCACCGACAUAUUCGUCUGGAGUUGACUUCCAGAUGCUCAAUCGGUACUUUGACAGCGUCCCGAGAGUCAUCUGGAACACUCUUGGUGUCGUAAUUUACACUGUAUGCGCUUUAGCCGGACGCAACAACCUGGGCGUCAUCUUUACUAAUUUUCUCGCGUUGAUGGGGUAUUGGGUCGCCAUAUGGGUAGCGAUUCUCCUUGAAGAGUUCCUCAUAUUUCGAAAAGCAAAAACAUCAAACUACGACUGGCAUCUGUGGAACCGCAGAGAAAAGCUUCCAGUCGGUCUUGCAGCCCUUGUGGCAUUUCUGAUUGGUUGGGCGGGCGCGAUUCUCUGCAUGGCUCAGGUUUGGUACACUGGACCAAUUUCUAAAUUGGUCGGUGAAUAUGGCGCCGAUAUGGGCAACUACGUCGGGUUUUCCUGGGCAGCUUUAGUCUUCCCGCCCCUACGAUGGCUUGAGCUGAAACGUUACGGAAGAUAG
Exophiala spinifera is the source of this 1590-nucleotide messenger RNA. RefSeq lists its product as uncharacterized. Gene Ontology annotation, biological process: transmembrane transport. The record is from RefSeq and is a predicted model, not a curated record. Gene Ontology annotation, cellular component: plasma membrane; fungal-type vacuole membrane. NCBI's taxonomy places the organism in Eukaryota, Fungi, Ascomycota, Eurotiomycetes, Chaetothyriales, Herpotrichiellaceae. The coding region runs from base 1 to 1590 and encodes 529 amino acids. Gene Ontology annotation, molecular function: transmembrane transporter activity. The transcript has a single exon.